AUGAAAAAUUCAGACUCUGGCUCUUCCUUGAAAUCUUCAAAAUCAUAUUAAUAAAGCUCAAACAAUUUGGAUCUUUAAUUAGAAUGCCAGGAUGACUCUGAAAUAGACAUACUAGAUGUGUUCUAUAAUAAUCCGUCCCUAUUAAACUCUUAAAAUCAAAUAAGAAAGAGUUAAGUAAAUAAUGCUGAGAAUUCGGCUUAGCUUUAAGAAUUUUAGUUAGAGUUUAAUGAAAAUUUAGAUGUAGAUGAUUUAGAAUUAACGCCAACAAAUAAUGGUUGUGAAGUUAUGCAAGUAAAAUAGACUUAGAAGUCAAACACAAAAUAUCCACUUAUGAGUCAACAAUCCUUUAAUAUUGAAGAGGGACUAGAUGAUUUAUUCCUAGCAGAAGGGGACGAUUUCAUAGAAUCACAGGAUAAUUUAAUGAAUUAGGGUAUUGUUCAUGAAGUUUAAAUUGAUACAACUACAGUUACUAAGCGAAGAUCUGAUUAGCCAGCCUUACAUUAUGUAGCUCAUAAGGCAGGAAUGGAUGAUAUAGAUAAAGACAAGAUACAGUAAAUGAUUAUUGAUGCAUCAAAAGGUUCAUCAUAUUAUACUAAAGAAAUGGAAAGAACCUAGGCUGCUAAGGAAAAAGCAUAGACUUACAAACAAAAAAUUGAUUAAUGCUAAAAAAAUCAAAAGUCAUGGGAUGCUGCUAAGAAGAAUGUGAAGUCUCUAAUAAAUGAGAUAGAAAAGGACAGGGAUUAUAGCAGAACUUGGGUUCAUAUUGACAUGGAUAUGUUUUAUGCUGCAGUAGAGAUUAGAGACGAACCAAGUCUUGCUGAUGUUCCUCUGGCUAUAGGAGGUGAUUCUAUGAUAAGUACAGCUAAUUAUGUAGCGAGAAAAUAUGGAGUUAGGUCUGCAAUGCCUGGCUUCAUUGCUCGUAAAUUAUGUCCAUAAUUAGUUUUCAGAGACUGCAACUUUAAAAAAUAUACGGAAGUCUCCAAAGUUUUCAAAAAAAUAUUGGAGGAGUAUGACCCAAGUUAUGAAUCGAUGGGUUUGGAUGAGGCAAAUUUAGAUCUCACUGGGUAUUUGAUGAAUCACGGUUUAGGCACUGAAGAGGAGAAGAGGCAAGUUGCUUUAGAAAUAAGAACUAGAAUAAAUGAGGCCACGUAGCUUACUUGCAGUGCAGGUAUCGCUUGUAAUAAAAUGCUAGCAAAGAUAUGUACCGACAUGAAUAAGCCAAAUGGAUAGUACUAUCUCUAGCCAGAUAAAGAGGCAGUAAUGGACUUUGUAAAUAAAUUGAGCGUAAGAAAAAUUCCAGGAAUUGGAAGGAUGACUGAGCUGGUUCUAUAGUAAUUUGAAAUAUAUACUUGCCAGCAAGUUAUAGAGAAGGCAACUGAAAUUCACCUCAUCUUUUCAGAGAAGACUUCUUAUUUCCUAAUUAGAGCUGCCUUGGGAAUAUCUCGAAACUUUCAUGAGGAGGAUGAUGAUGAUGCCUGUUAAAAAUCUAUUAGCGUGAGUACAACUUUUAGCCCAAUACACAAACUAGAGUAAUUCAAAGAGAAAAUAAAAGAGAUUUGCGAGGACUUAGCUUAAAGAAUGGAUAAGAGGAAAUUAGGGGGACUCACGCUGACUUUAGAGCUAAAAAGUACUUAAUUUGAAUUGGUGAAUAAAUCUGUUUAACUUAAGUCAUACAUUUGGACAUAAGAGGAUCUCACAAAGCAUAGUCACUAGAUACUAGAAUAGCUCUGGCCCUAUAAGGCUGUGAGACUACUCGGAGUUAAAAUGUCACAUCUUAAAAAUCUUCAUGAGAUUAAGAGAGAUAAAUCACUGAGUUCAUUUUUUAACAAAGGAUUGUCAAAGGAUGAAUACGCUUAGCAAUAGUAAAAGCAAUUAGAGCAACUUGGCAAAAGAUCUCAGUUAAAUACAGGCUAGAGCAAAAAGAGUAACAACGUUAAAAUAACUACACCACCAACUAAAAAGCAGGGAGCAAAUAGUCACGUCAGUGGUGGUCUGAAUUCUAAGAAUCUUUCUUUGGACUUGAACAAACAAAGAAAGAUCAGUGCCUUUGUAACAAAAUCAUCGAAUGUUCCUGCAAAAAAUCCUCUUAGCGAUCAUGAUAUGAAGUCUAAUCUAAAUGAUAGUGAUAUAAACGAUUAAUCUGUGCUAAUCAUAAAUGAUGACGAGGAGAAGGUCGAGGAUGUAACUGAAUUCGAGACACACCAAAAGAUCAAAUCUUAAACAGUGCAGAAUACUAAAAAGAGAACCUAGCCAUUUGGUAGUCCAAUUAAUACUUCGAAUACCAAAGUUAAAGGCAAAAGUAAGCGCAUUAGAAAAGAUUCAAAAGCCAGUAUAACAGGGUCAAUAUAAUCUAUCAAAAGCUUCUUUUAGAAAAAGGAUUAAUGA
Molecule: messenger RNA, 2385 nt
Organism: Stylonychia lemnae
Lineage: Eukaryota; Ciliophora; Spirotrichea; Sporadotrichida; Oxytrichidae
Source: the annotation of a GenBank genome assembly